This is a messenger RNA of Oxyura jamaicensis (ruddy duck), 2442 nucleotides long. It is a transcript of the gene PALM, whose product is annotated as paralemmin. The transcript is spliced from 10 exons. Gene Ontology annotation, cellular component: membrane. Gene Ontology annotation, biological process: regulation of cell shape. The record is from RefSeq and is a predicted model, not a curated record. The coding region runs from base 1 to 1386 and encodes 461 amino acids. NCBI's taxonomy places the organism in Eukaryota, Metazoa, Chordata, Aves, Anseriformes, Anatidae.
AUGCAGGUGCUUCCUAGUGCGGAGGAGCUGGACAUGGGGGAGUUCCCCCGGUGCCGUCUGUGCCCCUGGUCCCAGCGACCUCAUUUGUUGUGCCACGGCCACGAGGUGCAUCAGAACCGGCUGGAGGAGCUGCCCCGGGACGGGCAGGGCUGGGACGUGCGCGCAGCGGGCACCAGGCGAAGCAUGAACCUGUUUGCAGGAGCUCACGAGACCCGGGCUGUGGAGGCCAGCACCCUUCAGCAGGAGAGGCUGCAGGCCAUCGCGGAGAAGCGGAAGCGUCAGACGGAGAUCGAGAACAAGAGGCGGCAGCUCGAGGAUGACCGGCGGCAGCUGCAGCAUCUCAAGUCCAAGGCUCUGCGGGAGAGGUGGCUGCUGGAGGGGGCCCCGUCCUCCGCCUCCGAGGAGGAUGAGGCGAUGAAGAAGCAAAUGCAGGAGGAUGAAGUGAAGACCAAGGAGCUGGAGGAAACCAUCCAGAGGCUGGAGAAGGAGCUGGAGACGCUGGAGAACAGCAGCUCGGUGGCGUCCACCAAGGAGAACCUGGCCGAGGUGGCGGCGGUGCCGGCCAAGGAGGAGAAGGCAGAGAACGUCCCCAACGCGCAGAAGAGUCCCCUGGGCACGGCCGUAGCCAAGAAGGUCUCCAGCAGCCCCAUGAAGGCAGUGGAAGGCACUGACAUGAUGAAGGCAGCCAUGUACUCAGUGGAGAUCACAGUGGAGAAGGACAGAGUUACUGGGGAGACCAAGGUCCUGUCCAGCACCACCCUUCUCCCCCAGAACCAUUGUCUGCAAGGGGUCAAAGUGUACGAGGAUGAGCUAAAAGUGGUGCACGCGGUGAGCGCCGAGGCUGGGGCCCUGCAGAACGGGGCCCACCCGCUCAGCUCCUCGGAGGUCGACGAGCUCCUUCACAAGGCGGACGAGGUGACCCUGAGCGAGGCCAAGGCGGGCGAGGAGGUGCCCGGCAGUGCCCCGUCCAGCCAGAAGCCGACGCCGCGCAGGGAGAUCACGGGGCUGCAGGCGAAGCCGCGGGAAAACUCCACGGCGCUGCCACCGGGCGAGGGCGCGGAGCCGAGCCGGGAGCAGCCGGUCACCAUGAUCUUCAUGGGCUACCAGAACGUGGAAGACGAGAACGAGACCAAGAAGGUGCUGGGGCUGGAGGGCACCAUCAAGGCUGAGCUGGUGGUGAUCGAGGACGCCGAGAGCAAGCCGGAGCCAGCGGGCAAGGACCACGCACCGCCCAACGGCACCGCGCUGGAGCCUGCGGCCGCCGCGCCGCAGGGGGAGGAGGCCCCGGGCGGGCAGAAGCUGGGCGCCAACGCCACGGAAGCCAAGGAGGCCGAGCAGGACAUGGACGCGAAGAAGCAGCGCUGCAAAUGCUGCACGGUGAUGUGAGCCCCGCGGCCGGCGAGAGCAGGCUGCCCCGCCGAGCCCCUCCGCCCCCGCUCCCCAGGCCCGCGGCCCCGCAGGACACAGGGUUAUUUACUGGCCAGACACAGCCCCCUUUUUUCUUAAGAACUGGGGAAAUCCAGCGCGGUGGUUGUAAAGCCUACAAAAGGCGGCAGCACACCGAGGCCGUGGCAUCGCUCGCCCCGUCUGUCCAACGCCCGCUCCGUGCGACACCCCCAGUGCUGCGUGUGAUAUUUAUUAGAGACCCCCCCCACGCCCCACGUUUCGCCUGCCCCUCCCCACAGCCCUGCCUCACCCCGGCGCAGACACCGGGGGCGUUUUCCUCCUUCCUCCAGCAAUUUCCCACCUGCCGUUGGAAGACGGACGCCGGCCGGGCCAGGGGACAGAGACAAGUCCAGCAGCCGGCAGGACCCGCGGUCACCCAGCCCGCAGCACGGCGCGAAGCCCCCCACCAGCCCUUCCCUGCACCUCCAGCGCCAUCUCUCCAGCACAUCCCCGGCCCAGCUCCAUCCUGGGGGCUUGGCCAUCGUCGGCUCCAUGAUGCUGGGCUCGGCCGGGCUGUCGGUGCGGUGCCGGGAGCACUCAGGGUGCUGUGGACCAGGCACAGCCCCCUCGGGGUGGGCGCAGCCUGGGUCCGGGCAGGGAGCCUGGCUCCGCUCUCCUGGACUCUCCUCUCCGUGCGGGAGCUCCUCGCCCUGCUGCUCGUGGUGACGGCAGCCAUCGGCCAGGUACCGACGCCACCACCGCUGCCGCGGGGCCGUUCCUCCCUCAGCUGCCCUGCCGCUGUCCCUGGGCUCCAGCACCUGAGGGGGGCGAGCGGGGCCGUGUCUGGGUGCCCACUGCCCAUGCAGGGGGGCGGCGAUGGCUGGGGGCAGCCCGCGAGGGCAGCGAGCGGAGGGGGAGCGGGGGGUCCCAGCCCACAGGGAUGGGAUCGGGGCUUGGACCUGCCUGUGACACCCCGCAGCAGCGGGGGGGUGGCCCAGAGCCCCCCAGCCCUGCCCUGGGAUGGCCCCCGCGCCCUCACCACGUCCUCCUGGCCCC